AUGUUGAAGGUUAAAUUGCAAGAUGGUGCUACAAUCCCUAAAAGAGCAACAGAGGGGAGUGCCUGCUAUGAUCUCUACAGCAAUGAAGAGGGCACAAUUCCAGCCCAUUCUAGGAGAAUGUUUGAUACAGGAGUCUAUGUUGAAUUCCCUAAUCAAUUCAUGUUGCAAAUCCUGUCAAGGUCUGGUCUAUCAUUGAAACACGGGCUGCAGGUUGGUGCGGGGAUUGUUGACUCAGACUAUAGGGGGUCUAUCAAGGUAUUGUUGUACAAUCACAGUGAUAGUGCAUAUCAUAUUGAGAAGCACGACAAGAUUGCUCAGAUGGCCUUGAUACACAUUGAAACGCCUGACAUAGAGGUUGUAAAUGAGAUAAAUGAUACCGAUAGGGGUGAGAAUGGAUUUGGGAGCACAGGAUGA
This is a messenger RNA of Guillardia theta CCMP2712, 414 nucleotides long. RefSeq lists its product as hypothetical. NCBI's taxonomy places the organism in Eukaryota, Cryptophyceae, Pyrenomonadales, Geminigeraceae. Gene Ontology annotation, biological process: dUTP catabolic process; dUMP biosynthetic process. The coding region runs from base 1 to 414 and encodes 137 amino acids. The transcript has a single exon. Gene Ontology annotation, molecular function: dUTP diphosphatase activity; magnesium ion binding. The record is from RefSeq and is a predicted model, not a curated record.